This is a messenger RNA of Fukomys damarensis (Damara mole-rat), 1812 nucleotides long. It is a transcript of the gene Alg12, whose product is annotated as ALG12 alpha-1,6-mannosyltransferase. Gene Ontology annotation, molecular function: alpha-1,6-mannosyltransferase activity. NCBI's taxonomy places the organism in Eukaryota, Metazoa, Chordata, Mammalia, Rodentia, Bathyergidae. The transcript is spliced from 10 exons. The coding region runs from base 254 to 1723 and encodes 489 amino acids. Gene Ontology annotation, biological process: protein N-linked glycosylation. The record is from RefSeq and is a predicted model, not a curated record. Gene Ontology annotation, cellular component: endoplasmic reticulum membrane.
CCCAGUCCGUGGCGCCCGUCUGUACUUCGGGGUAGGAGGGCGCUCUGCCGCGGCGGCCAUGUUAGAUUUGGGCAAGGGCUUCAUCUCCGUGCCCCGUUUCCGUCGUCUCGCUUCCGGCAGAGCGCAUCCGGGGCGAUCAAAUUGACUGACGGCGUCGGGGCUGGGAGAGGUCAGGGCGCGCUGCGGCGACUGGACUAUCAGGGGCGAGGACGAGGCUAGUGGUGUGACAGCUAUUCUGGGAGGUGCAGCUCUCAUGUCUGGGAAGAAGUCUCGUGAGCAGCCCCUAUUGCCACUGCUGGGGCUAUUGGUCAUGGUCGCUGCUGUCCACCUUAUUGCCUGUCCCUACACCAAGGUGGAGGAGAGCUUCAAUUUGCAGGCCACACAUGAUCUGCUCUUCCAUCAGCUGAACGUGGAUGAGUAUGACCACCAUGAGUUCCCUGGGGUCGUCCCCAGGACAUUCCUCGGGCCACUGUUGCUUGCAGUGUUCUCCAGCCCUGUGGUAUAUGUGCUCUCGCUGCUGGAAGUGUCCAAGUUUUAUUCCCAGCUGAUAGUCAGAGGAGCACUCGGGCUGGGCACGAUCUGGGGACUGUGGAGAUUACAAAACGAAGUGAGACGGCAGUUUGGGGCCACGGUGGCCACUCUGUUCUGCUGGGUGACAGCCACGCAGUUUCACCUGAUGUUCUACUGCACGCGGACGCUGCCCAAUGUGCUGGCACUGGUGGUGGUGCUGCCAGCCUUGGUGGCCUGGCUGCGGCACCAGUGGGUCUGCUUCAUCUGGCUCUCGGCACUGGCCGUCAUUGUCUUCCGGGCCGAGCUGAGCCUGCUGUUGGGCCUCCUGCUGCUGUUGCCCUUGUUCCGCCGGUGGCUGUCAGUAGCCACCCUGCUCCGCCACGCUGUGCCUGUGGGGCUCCUCUGUCUAGGACUGACGGUUGCUGUGGACUCCUAUUUCUGGGGGUAUCUCGUGUGGCCAGAAGGGAAGGUGCUGUGGUACAACACGAUCCUGAACAAGAGCUCCAACUGGGGUACCUCCCCACCCCUGUGGUAUUUCUACUCAGCCCUGCCCCGCGGCCUGGGCUGCAGCUUCCUCUUUGUGCCCCUGGGUGCCAUGGACCGAAGGACCCACGCGCUGACACUAGCGUCCCUGGGCUUCAUCGCCCUGUACUCGCUCCUUCCGCACAAGGAGCUGCGCUUUGUCAUUUAUGCCUUCCCAGGGCUCAAUGUUGUGGCCGCCAGGGGUUGCUCCCACAUUCUGAAUAAUUAUAAAAAGUCCUGGCUAUACAAGGUGGGGACUCUGCUUGUGAUUGGACACCUGGUGGUGAAUGCUGCCUACACAGCCACGUCCCUCUAUGUGUCCCACUUCAACUACCCUGGUGGUGUGGCAAUGCAGCGACUGCAUGAGCUGGUGCCCCCUGGGACAGAUGUCCUUCUGCACAUCGAUGUGGCUGCCGCACAGACGGGGGUGUCACGGUUCCUGCAGGUCAAUGGCGCCUGGAGGUACGACAAGAGGGAAGACCUCCUGCCAGGUGCGGUGGGCAUGCUGGCCUACACCCAUGUCCUCAUGGAAGCUGUGCCCGAGCACCUGGCCCUCUACAGGGACACUCACCGGGUCCUGGCCAGCAUCGCAGGCACCACUGGUGUGAGUCUGAACUUCACCAAACUGCCUCCACUAGACAUCAACCUGCAGACGAAGUUGGUGCUCCUGGAGCGACUUCUCAGAUCUUGACUUCUCAGGCCUCGGUUGGGUUGGUACUCACAGCCACUCCCAGGGGCCAUGUGACCCCGCACACCUCCCACCUGUCACCGAGGUGGGCA